Lotus japonicus is the source of this 486-nucleotide messenger RNA. RefSeq lists its product as uncharacterized. Lineage: Eukaryota; Viridiplantae; Streptophyta; Magnoliopsida; Fabales; Fabaceae. Gene Ontology annotation, cellular component: nuclear speck. The transcript has a single exon. Gene Ontology annotation, molecular function: RNA binding. The record is from RefSeq and is a predicted model, not a curated record. Gene Ontology annotation, biological process: mRNA splicing, via spliceosome. The coding region runs from base 1 to 486 and encodes 161 amino acids.
AUGUGGGGGGUAUUUCAAAGGUAUGGUAGGGUGUGGGAGGUCUUCAUUCCAAAAAAAAGGGAUAAAGGGGGACGAAGGUUUGGAUUUGUGAGGUUCCUUGAUGUGAGGAAUGCGGAGGGUCUGGAAUGGGAUUUAGGAGGCAUCUUCAUCGGCGCCAUGCGAAUUCAGGUGAAUAGGCCACGCUACCCGGCGCUGCAGACGAAUGCCACGAGACCAAGUCAAGAAAGGGUUGUGUCGAGAAAGCCAACGCACGAGGUGGUGAGCCAUGUGACUCCUGUGGUUCGAGCAAAGGGUCAUGCCAAACAGGCGUAUGCACAAGUCCUGGCAAAAGCUUCGGAGUACAGGGAAGCGAGGAAGAUUAAGAGGGAGAGACAGGGGUGGAGGGAGGUACGACGUGAUGCAGGGCAUGCACCCGGGGGGAACACUGUCCCAGAAUGGGUGGAUCCUGACGGCGAGGAGGGGUCAGAUAAGAAUACUUGGCUCUGA